AUGCUCAGGUGCGUGCAGCGGCUGGGGGCGCUGGUGGGUCCCAUCGUGCUGGGCCAGUUCCUCGCCGACAUGGUCACCAUCAGCGCCGCCACCUUCGUGGCCACCGUCUCGGAAGCGGACUCGGUGUGGCUGCUCAAGUUCUCGUCCUACCUGCUGGCCAUCGCCGAGCAGCUGCUCCUCUACUGCUGGUUCGGCAGCGACGUCGCUACUGAGAGCGAGCGCCUGCAGCUGGCCGCCUACAGCAGCGACUGGACGGCGGUGCCCGCGCGCUUCCAGAAGGACCUCUGCAUCCUGCUCAGCCGCGGGCACCGGCCGCUGCGCCUCGCCGCCUACAAGUUCUACACCAUCUCCAGGGAGACCUUCCUCAUGCUGAUGAACACAGCCUUCUCCUAUUACGCCGUCCUGAGACAGCUGAACGGCAACUGA
Messenger RNA from Schistocerca americana (American grasshopper), 426 nucleotides. Its product is annotated as odorant receptor 4-like. The transcript has 5 exons. Gene Ontology annotation, cellular component: plasma membrane. The record is from RefSeq and is a predicted model, not a curated record. Gene Ontology annotation, molecular function: odorant binding; olfactory receptor activity. Gene Ontology annotation, biological process: detection of chemical stimulus involved in sensory perception of smell; sensory perception of smell. The coding region runs from base 1 to 426 and encodes 141 amino acids. Lineage: Eukaryota; Metazoa; Arthropoda; Insecta; Orthoptera; Acrididae.